AUGGGACUGGGCGUCACGGGUCUCUGGCUGUUGGCUGGACUGUUGGCCGGUGCCGCGGUUGCGAGACAUACCGAUCCCAAGGGCGCUACCUACGAUCAGAGGCAGGAGGGCAAAGUCAACGUUCAAAUCGACGUCAAGGACGUCCACAUCCUGGCCCUCGUUGACUCCGACAUGCUCGAGGAUUACACGAACUACGACUACGCGUACGAUUACGCGGACUUUACGAUAAAGCCGAGGCCGACGCCGAGCAGGCCAACCACCGCGAGUGCGAGCACCACGGAAUCGGAGGAUGAGUCCCUCCAGAUGACGACGGUCGCUUCCACCCAGGUGACCGAUCGUAAUUUAACGAGUCUCGGCGAGAUCGGCAACGGUACGACCACGGAAUCGGCGACGAGUACCGCUGCUCCUUUGGAGAUCGGUACGGUGGCGCUGACGAAUAAACACCGGGCCGAGGAUGCGGCAACGAGCGAUCGUGUCGAGGGUAACAAGAAACCGAUUUCCGUGUCCCAGCCAAGGCAUCGGUGUCCCUAUGGCUUUGUCCUCAAGUCCGGGAAGUGCUUCAAGCGACGGAUGGCUCUGCCGCGACUAGCCCUGAUGAAAUUGGCGCCAGCGCUGUUGAAAAAAACGCAGAUCGGAUCCGCAUCCUAA
Copidosoma floridanum is the source of this 648-nucleotide messenger RNA. RefSeq lists its product as uncharacterized. The record is from RefSeq and is a predicted model, not a curated record. Lineage: Eukaryota; Metazoa; Arthropoda; Insecta; Hymenoptera; Encyrtidae.